This is a messenger RNA of Mizuhopecten yessoensis (Yesso scallop), 4591 nucleotides long. RefSeq lists its product as uncharacterized. Lineage: Eukaryota; Metazoa; Mollusca; Bivalvia; Pectinida; Pectinidae. The record is from RefSeq and is a predicted model, not a curated record. The transcript has 3 exons. The annotation marks the transcript as partial.
UUGUGCCACAGAAGCGGUUUGAGGUAACGACUGGCGGACCAGCUGGUAUAGCUGACCUACAGGUUGCCACUGUUAUAGCUGUACCCAUCCUGAUGUUACUAGCCGCCACAGCAACAGUGGUAUUCUUCUGUCACAGAAGAGGUAAUUUACAGAUGUUUAGAUCGGUGCCAAACCGUCAAACUAGUGAGCAAUUAGCCAUCGAGACGCCGAACAACCAACUGGAAGCAACCUCUCAAGGAAUGGAUGAGCAUGACACUCCAGCGAUCGCCGUGUUAUGUUCCCAACAAAACUUAAACGUGAAAAAGAUAUCCAAAUUAUUCAUUCAGUUUAUCAAAUCAAAAACCGAGGUUUUGACAAUGGAGGGUUCUUGCUCCGGAGUAGAGAUAGACUCGUACGUACACAAGUGGCGAUCUGCACAGCGCCCUUGCACAUUACUCGUCGUAUUGUCAAAAGAUUUACUGGACGCUUUGAGCAAGGUAAAACGGGGUUUGGAUAUAUCAAAGACGCCAGGUUUAAAACUAGAUCUGCACUUAGUGAAUCUACUGCUGGAGAUUGACCGGGUGACCCCCGCGCAACUGCCUCCCGUCAUGUUAGUGUGCCUGUUCUCGGAUCUAUGUGCGCGCUACCUCGAGCUGUUGCCUAACCUCGGCCAAUUAUACUCUAUCGUCGACAACAUUGACCAACACAAAUGUCAGUUAAGAUCUAGGGAUCUGGAACAGUUAUUUGUGUCAAUGAGUAGAGGUCAAUUGAGUCCCCCGGUUACGCUUUCACACAACAGUUUGACUGGAUGUGUCCAGACUAAACUACUUCUUGCUGCCAUCCAAGAACUUAAGAAUGCAAGACCACACCAAUCAAAGUUACCAUACAACGGAUGUAAACCUAAACUCACAAAAGAAAUGGCAAUGAACGCGACUACUUACCAGUGUGCCUAUCGACCACCAGGUGUCGCUAGACAGGAGUAUGUGUACCGGGAUCUUAUCCGACAAGGGACAACAUACUUUGAAAAUGGUUGUGUGCCACGAACCCCGCCUACCUGCUGCACAGGCCAGUCCAUCGAUCCAAGACAACCCAGCCAAAUCUGUGUGAUGGAUGGUUCUUACCAAGAUAAUCCGAGGCACGCACUUUGUGAGUCUUUUUCAGGUCAGGUGGACAGUGGUUUUGACACUAUGACGACAUCUGCUGGUCCUGAGGAGGCCGAGAACGCGCCAUUUGUAGUGCGGUCUCAAAUUACGGCUAAGAGUGACAAAGGUAUGAAAAAACAGACACUUAACGGUACACGUCAAGAAGAAGAAGUGUUGUUUAUUUCCCCGGAAUCUGACGACGAGUGCGAUGGGGUAUCUCUGUCUCAACGGAUCGUUGAACUCAAUCGGCGACAUACAAAACAGUGGAACAAGCCUUGAUUUGUGAAAUCCCUCUAUACAGUGAAUGAUCAGCCAUUCGUAAUGCACUGUAACACUCUCAACUUCAGCCAUUAUUGAGACUCUCACUAACGCAUAUACACCAUUCAGCAAUGUUCCUUGCCAACAGUUGAAUUGAGCAAUAUGCUUUCAUACCUGAGAAGAAAACUGAAUGAAUUUAACAAACGACAAGUUGAAGAUCGAAUUCGCCCAUGAUGGUAUAGCAUGAACCGGAAAUAGAGUUGACAUUUAUCUGUUAUAAAGUCUUCGGUACCAACUUUGAAAUGAUAGGCUCAACGUCUAUCAUUUCUCAAGAAUAUUGUUACCAUCGUUGACUGAAAAUAGAACCAUUAUUUAUUUGGCAUGUAGUCAACCGUACACAACCAGGAGAGUGACUUACCUAAAGUUUGCCUUUAAGAGCACUGUGUCGUAAACAGGAAGUAUGACAGCAUCCAUUAUGGUCUUGUCUGCUGUACCAUACCCCGAGUUAACUUCGAAACAUUUUCGUAUUCGUAAUGUUUCCUGUAUCGAAUUGUUAUCACCGUAUGCCUUCAAAAAGCUCAAAAGACUGUGCCUAACAUCGUCAAAAAAUCACAAUAAGUCUUAGGGCAGGUAGUAUGGUUACGUAUGUCCGUCUUCAGUUACCGAGAAAUGGGACGACAUUGUUUCAACUGUAGUAUUUAUAGAAUUGUAUUCGUAGUCCAUAAAGAUUGUUGUCCUACACUCGGGACAAUCAGAACUUUACCAAAGUAGUAAAGAUCAAUGUGAACGUCAUAUACAAUGGAAAUAUAAUUAGAAUUGAAAUACACGACCAAUCCGGUACAUUCAUAUAUCGAAUCUAAUUUUACAAAUUGAAACGUCCUUCAGUUAUGCGGUCUAAAUAGUAUUUUCUUCAUAUUUUAGUCUGAUAAGUGUGACCAUUGCUAAUUUUGGUUGAAAUAAGGAUACAAACUGACAGGCAAUUACUCCGGAAUUGUAUGUAUAUUGACGUUGGGUUACAAACACAGGGACCGUCAAAUAUUGAUACUAUAUUGACCGACAGCAUGGUAAAAAUAGUCCAGCCUGCUUGCGACACGUGGAUUUAUCAGGAUGAGGACCAUUUGCCACGUCCAAUGAUAAUAUCACACUUAAAUGGCAGCGAAAACAUAUUCUUGAGUGUAGAACUUUAGGAAGGCCAGCUCCAGCUUCAGUGGUAGGUACCGUAGACUACACACCUUAGUAUAAAGGUUUAAAUAACCGCCGAACGCCCUUGAAACUAAGGAAGGUAGUUUUCAGCACCUAACAAAGAGAGAAUAUAACACUUAACGUUGCAAUUGCUGAAAUCCUGCCAUAAAAAGUAGUAAACGUUGUUUUCGCCGCUAUUUUGAUGUGUCGUUAUCCAGGCGCGUGACGCACGGUCCCAUACCUGUAUACGUCACGUCCCCCUUUAUCACCGUGUAUAUACAAAAUCAUGUUUUAAAGUUUGGUACUUACAAGUAGGAGUUAAAUGAUACUCCUGUUAAUUUGCUCAAAACACAACACGUGUUCAUUAGGAGACACGUUAGUUACAAUCAUUAUAUAUUUUAAAUGAUGAAAGAAUUUUAUUUAUUCGUUUUUUAACAUUUAACUAGAAAAAAUAGUGACCGGGCUGUUGUCAUACUGCCAUAACAUGGGCAUGGUAUUUUAAUUAGAGAUAUGUCACUUCAAAGUAGCCAUUUAGUUGCCCAAUUGUACGUGGUCACCGUUUUCACCUUAACUGUUGCAUAGACACAACUCCCUAACAGCCAAAACCAAAGUCUUCAUUUCUCAGAACGCUUUAAACGGGCCAUAUUCGGCUCUGGUUCGUUGUUAUCAACUUAUCAGUCUUUCAUUAUCGGCAGUGCCUGAAUUUAUAUGUAUAGUAUAGUUGGUGCACUACACGGAUGACUACAUAUAUUUGUGAAUACGGGUACAUUCCAUUCUGUAACGGACUAUCGACAAGAAUGGAAGGACAUUGCUGGCAGAUCAUUGUGUGACGAUAACUAUUUAUAGACUGUAAUAUAACUAUUUAUAGACCGUUAUAUAAGUCAGUGAUGUUUAUGAUUGUCCUUAUCUAUAACUUGCUAACUUUGAAUUGAAAGUUACAAACACAACCCCGUCAGCACUACUAAAAAAAAAAAAAAAAAAAAAUAUUUUAAAACAUAAAUUAUAUGUUGACAGUUAUAUAUAGCACUGAAAACUAAAAAAUGUAUAAAAAAAGUUUCUACAGAUCUAGAGAUUCCUUACUGUCCGGGACCAGAUUGUUACAACAUGUUCCAUUAAAUAAUUCAACAUUUAAAAUUUAUUUGACCUGGUGAUACAAACUCGACCCCAAACAAGGCUAUUUUUCGUCACAAAUUGCAUUAUAGUUAAGAACAAACUCGUCCCGUAUCAAGUUUAUUUUUAUCAUAUUUUUAUGUUUGUACCCGGUGGUACCAUCUUACCGUUAUCAAGACUACUUUUUAUCACAUUUCUCUGAUCAAGUAGUAUCAACUCGUCCUCUAGAAAGCUACAUGUUUUCAUAUGUAUUUGACCCGGUGGUACUAACUCGUCCCUGACUAAGACCACUUAUUAUCACAAUUAUUGCUAUUCAUAAUCCCAUUUACAAUGUACUUGUAUGUGAUCCGGUGGUACAAAUUCCUCCCUGAAAAUAGCUACUGGUUGCCAUUCGUAACUGAUUUUGAAGUAUAAAUCCAAUCGUCUCCAAUCAAGGCUACCUAUGUGUUAUCAUCUAAAUGCGUUAUAGAGUAACUAACUCGUCCCAAUGCUACUUGUUAUCAUAUCUUUGUGACCAGGAAAUACAAACUCGUUCCCAAUCGUAGUUACUUUUUAUCCUUUUAUGAUAUCCGGAAUUACCAACUUGUCUCCAAUCAAGGCUAACUGUUAGCAUAUUUAUAUGACCUGGUAGUACAAAACUGUCUCCAAUCAAGACCACUUUUUAUCAUCAUUUGAGAUCUUUAAUCAUCUACUCGUCCCAACGCUACACCUGGAAUUCUCACAUUAUUUUGUGACCUGGAAGUGAUAUGUCGUCCCCAAUCAUGGUUACUUUUUAUCAUCUGUAUGCAAUCUUUAAUAACCUACUCGUCCCAACGCUACACCUUCUCACGUUGUUUUGUGACCUGGACGGGACAUACUCGUCCCCAAUCAUGGCUAAUUGUUAUCAUUUUACGCGGUCUGGCAGGCGCGUAGCUAGCCUA